Lampris incognitus (smalleye Pacific opah) is the source of this 1747-nucleotide messenger RNA. Its product is annotated as zinc transporter ZIP11-like. NCBI's taxonomy places the organism in Eukaryota, Metazoa, Chordata, Actinopteri, Lampriformes, Lampridae. The transcript has 10 exons. The record is from RefSeq and is a predicted model, not a curated record. Gene Ontology annotation, molecular function: zinc ion transmembrane transporter activity. Gene Ontology annotation, biological process: zinc ion transmembrane transport. Gene Ontology annotation, cellular component: membrane. The coding region runs from base 74 to 1096 and encodes 340 amino acids.
UUGACGUUCCAGCUCAAGAAAUUCAGAACACUGCCCAGUUUCCUUGGCUGAGAGCAUAGGUUGGUCAGGCACCAUGCUGGUUGGCUACAGCCCUGUGACCCAGGCCCUGAUGGGGACUCUGUUCACUUGGGGUCUCACUGCUGCCGGGGCUUCCCUUGUUUUCAUCUUCUCCAGUAGACAGAAACGCGUCUUGGAUGGAAGUUUGGGUUUUGCUGCUGGGGUGAUGUUGGCUGCUUCUUAUUGGUCAUUGUUGGCGCCGGCAAUUGACAUGGCAGAGGAUUCUGGGAAAUACGGUGCCUUUGCCUUCCUGCCCGUAGCCGUGGGCUUCACUCUUGGAGCGGCAUUCGUCUACUUGGCUGACCUGGCUAUGCCUAUGCUGGGAGUCGGGACAGACCCCCAUGUGGCCUUAGCCCUCCCUGCAGAUUCCAAGUCAGCCAAAGAAAAGAUGGACGACCCCUUGUUCCUCCAGGCAGAUACUGAGGAGAUGAGCAUCAGGAUAGGUAGAGGAGGACCUCUCUCAGAUAAGAUUGAGAAUGGUGAGGUGCACCAAAGGAGGAGAGGGCCCCCCACAGGCGGCUCAGAGGAACAGGAAACAGGGAGCAGACAACAGGAAGAAAGAAGGCAGAAAGGGAACAGCUGGAGACGAAUCCUCCUCCUCAUCCUGGCCAUAACCAUCCACAACAUCCCAGAGGGUUUGGCCGUAGGUGUAGGAUUUGGGGCCAUUGGAAAGACCACAUCUGCCACGUUUGAGAGUGCCAGGAACUUAGCCAUUGGCAUUGGCAUUCAAAAUUUCCCAGAAGGUUUAGCGGUGAGUCUUCCUCUGAGGGGCUCCGGAAUAUCGACGUGGAGAGCCUUCUGGUACGGACAGUUGAGCGGGAUGGUGGAGCCCAUCGCAGGUCUGCUGGGUGCCCUCGCUGUGGUUUUGGCAGAACCUCUGCUGCCCUACGCUCUGGCCUUCGCCGCAGGGGCGAUGGUCUAUGUGGUGGUCGAUGACAUCAUACCUGAGGCUCAGGUCAGUGGGAACGGGAAGCUGGCAUCCUGGACCUCCAUCCUUGGCUUUGUGGUGAUGAUGUCACUGGACGUUGGGUUGGGUUGAUGAGGUCACAACAGCGGUGUGAUAUCAUCAGAGCACUGCUGACCUGCCAUAAAAAGGGACCAAAUAUUCUAAACACAAAAACUUUUUUUUGUCAAUUUAACCUCAGAAUGUUUAAGUCGUCUUUAAACCAAUCAGUUUCUCUGCCGCUUUAUGAAAGCCACAUAAAUCUAACCUUGAUUAUGUUGUUCCGUUUCUCUGCCGGCGAUAGCUUCGUCAUAGGAUUUAACAGUACUUGAAGGGAGAUGUUUGAUUUUGAUUCCGCUGUAAAAAGUGAAGACUUGUUUUAUUUUAUCUUUUUCCAUUUCCAAUUCCUUCUUUCCGUUCCUGUUUAGUGCUGAAUGCAUUUGUUCGGUUCUAAAGGUGAAGCAUCUGAUCUGCAGAGUUCAGCAAGCUUUUGCUUGGUAAACUGCUCGACCACAUCACUGUAAGACCAGGAGUGCUGGCUUACCUUCUAAGCAAUAAGAGCUGUUUUCUGUGGGGUUGAGCUGAACGAUGACUGGAUCAGAUUCACUGACACUUUACUUUUGACCGUCGGAUUUCACGUUUCGUUUUCUGGUGGCCAUCUGACUUUGUUUGAAUGUCUUCCUUUGUCGUCGUGUACUUUCAUAAACAGACGGUCAGAAGAGUGUUUUGUUUAAUCAUUAAAUGGCG